Perca fluviatilis (European perch) is the source of this 825-nucleotide messenger RNA. RefSeq names its product Fc receptor-like protein 5. The record is from RefSeq and is a predicted model, not a curated record. Bases 1 to 825 code for a protein of 274 amino acids. NCBI's taxonomy places the organism in Eukaryota, Metazoa, Chordata, Actinopteri, Perciformes, Percidae. Gene Ontology annotation, molecular function: transmembrane signaling receptor activity. The transcript has 6 exons. Gene Ontology annotation, biological process: cell surface receptor signaling pathway.
AUGGAUGUGUUGCUGCUACUUGCUGUACAAGUUCAUAACUGCAAUGCUAAGAAAGAUGAAACAGCAUUUCCUCAUAUUACUCCCAUCAAACUCCAGUUCUUUGAAUAUGAAUCCAUCUCUGUAGAUUGUGUGUUGGAUUACUCAUCUGAAUGGAGAGUGAUGAGGAAGCUAAAAGAAGUUCAAACUAAUACUACCCAAUGGGAAACAUCAACAGGAAUCAUUACCAUUAAACCUGCCUUUACAUCAGACAGUGGAGAAUACUGGUGUGAAAAUAAAGACGGAGAAAGAAGCAACAGCGUCAACAUAACCAUCACUGCUGGUGAUGUGAUCCUGCAGAGUCCUAUGGUUCCUGUGAUUGAGGGAGAAAGUGUGAGUCUGUCCUGCAGAAACAAGAUGGCUGUCUCCAACCUCCCAGCUGAUUUCUAUAAAGAUGGCCUCCUCCGUUCAACUGGAUAUAAAGGAGACUUACACAUCAACACUCUUUCCAAGUCUGAUGAAGGACUCUACAAGUGCAGCAUCUCUGGAGUUGGAGAAUCACCAGAGAGCAGGCUGACUGUCAGAGAUACACAUAUUACUAAAUCAUCUAAAGAGAUUCAAGAGAGUCCAGCGAUUCCAGACACUUCUUCAACCAACGGCUUCCCUGAUCUCUCAAUCCUUUUAUCAGUUGUCUUCACCAUUUUGUGUGUGGCUGUGCUGCUCUUGGUGAUCGGACUAUAUCACUGUCAGAAACACAGAGGUGGCUGCUUUUCUUCAGAAAUGCCAGGAACAGACCCAAUCACGCCCUGGAUGAUGGGCCGCUGGCGUGAGGGAGGACGGUUCUGCUAG